Molecule: messenger RNA, 8852 nt
Organism: Lepisosteus oculatus (spotted gar)
Lineage: Eukaryota; Metazoa; Chordata; Actinopteri; Semionotiformes; Lepisosteidae
Product: high affinity cationic amino acid transporter 1-like
Biological process (GO): L-arginine import across plasma membrane; L-ornithine transmembrane transport
Cellular component (GO): plasma membrane
Molecular function (GO): L-arginine transmembrane transporter activity; L-lysine transmembrane transporter activity; L-ornithine transmembrane transporter activity
Source: RefSeq, a predicted model, not a curated record
UGGCUGAGGAUUCGGCUGGCUCGACACCUUCUGUUCUGUGCAGGACUCGGGCAGUGAUACACUGGCGCAGGAAGGCUGUCUAGUCAUACCUCCGAUUAACUGGCAUCCACAGAGCGAAAGGAUAAACCUCACUUCAUUUACUCAAGCCUGGAUGAGAGAUUAGUCCAAUUAUGUGUGGAACAGGACGUGUGCAGCGGUGUCUUUUUUUACCACUUGUGAGUUGAAGGUUGAAAAAAAGGGCGUACAAUAUUGAUAAUUGGGUGCAAUGUUGAAUAGGCAUUGGCAAAGAUCCACUGAAACACAAACCAGAGGACACGAGUUGGAGUUAUGGGGAAGUGCAUUUAAAACUGAAAACAAGAAGCGCUUGUGUACACAAUGGGAUGUGGGAGUAUGGAACAAUCUACCCAGCCUUGUUGUCAAUGCUAAUAAACUGGCUUCUUUCAAAAAACGCUCUGCCCGCCUGCCCACGCAGCCCCACUUGACUGCAGCAACCAUGGCCUGCAAGAUGCUCCUGGGUUUCGGGAAGCAGCUUCUGCGGGUGAAGGUGGUGGACUGCAACUCCGAGGAGUCCCGGCUCUCGCGCUGCCUCGACACCUUUGACCUGAUUGCGCUGGGGGUGGGCAGUACGCUGGGAGCCGGGGUGUACGUGCUGGCCGGGGCUGUAGCUAGAGACAACGCCGGCCCGGCUAUCGUGCUGUCCUUCCUGAUUGCCGCGCUGGCUUCUGUGCUAGCGGGGCUGUGCUACGCCGAGUUUGGGGCCCGCGUGCCGAAGACUGGAUCCGCUUACCUGUACAGUUACGUGACUGUGGGAGAGCUCUGGGCUUUCAUCACAGGCUGGAAUCUCAUCCUAUCAUACGUGAUAGGAACAUCAAGUGUAGCUCGAGCCUGGAGUGCCACAUUUGAUGAGCUGAUUGGCAAGCACAUUGAGGAGUUCUGCCAAGCGUACAUGUCAAUAAAGGCCCCUGGGGUAUUGGCUGAGUAUCCCGAUAUAUUUGCAGUUUUGAUCAUCCUGAUUUUAACAGGGCUGCUGGCCUUUGGCGUGAAGGAAUCAGCCAUGGUGAAUAAGGUGUUCACCUGCAUCAAUAUCCUGGUGCUGAUGUUUGUGGUGGUAUCGGGGCUGGUGAAGGGCACCCUGAAAAACUGGCGCCUCACGCAGGAGGACAUGACAAACCUCACCAACUCCUCAACUUACAAUGUUUCAGAGAGGACAGCAUCACAGUGGAUCUAUGGUGAUGGAGGGUUCAUGCCCUUUGGCUUCACUGGUGUUCUUUCAGGAGCUGCAACCUGUUUUUAUGCCUUCGUGGGCUUUGAUUGCAUUGCUACCACAGGGGAGGAAGUGAAGAAUCCUCAGAGAGCUAUUCCCAUCGGGAUCGUGGCUUCCCUGCUCAUCUGCUUUGUAGCUUACUUCGGGGUCUCUGCCGCCCUCACCCUGAUGAUGCCCUACUACAUGCUGGACAAGAACAGCCCCCUGCCUGUCGCUUUCAAAUACGUGGGGUGGGAAGGCGCCACCUACGCGGUAGCCGUUGGCUCCUUGUGCGCCCUGUCAACGAGUCUCUUGGGUUCCAUGUUUCCCCUGCCACGGAUUAUCUUUGCAAUGGCCAGAGAUGGGCUGCUGUUCUCAUUUCUGGCCCGAGUGAGCAAGAGGAAAACCCCCAUCGUCUCCACCUUGAUGGCAGGGGUCAUGUCCGCUAUAAUGGCCUUCCUCUUUGACCUGAAAGACCUGGUGGACCUCAUGUCUAUCGGCACCCUGCUUGCGUACACCUUGGUGGCUGCCUGCGUUCUAGUCCUCAGAUACCAACCUGAACAGCCCAGUCUUGUCUACCAAAUGGCAAGCACCCUAGAUGAGAGCGAAAUGACAGAGUCGGUGAGCAACAGCGAAUCCCAGGCAGGGAUACUACCAGAUGGUAUGGAGGAGUUCAGUAUGAAGAGGAUGCUCUUCCCAGAGAACUCUGAUCCAAGCAGCAUGUCUGGUUUGAUUGUGAACAUCUGUGCCAGCAUGCUUGGGUUGCUUGUCUUCAUUUUCUGCAUCAUUGCUGUCCAAGGUGGCACAAAAUCAUGGUCUGUGGCACUUCUUACCAUUUUCUUAAUUAUGAGCGUCGUCAUCACCAUCAUCAUUUGGAGACAACCGGAGAGCAAGACAAAGCUCUCCUUUAAGGUUCCCUUGCUGCCCUUUCUUCCUGUUCUGAGCAUGUUUGUCAAUGUGUAUCUCAUGAUGCAGCUGGACAGAGGCACAUGGAUCCGUUUCCUUGUUUGGAUGGUGCUGGGUUUCAUCAUCUACUUUGGGUAUGGAAUGAGACACAGUACAGAGGCAGCCCUUGCCCAGUCAGCCACAGAAAAUGGAUACAAACAGGCACGCAUGUCAAACGGUGAACCCACAGUUCCUGAAAAAGAGGCCUUUCUGAAUGAUCCUGAUGAGCUGGAUGCCAGAAACCAUUGGCAAGAGGAAGAGGGAGACUCUUAAAGGGAGCACCUUGGUCUUCUCCAGCCUGAUGUCUGCUUCAGUUGAAUACAAUUCUGAAAAACAAACAAAAACAGUUAAAAGGGAACCUAGACCAACCCUCACUGAGCUGUGUCGAGGAAGCCCUUGUGAGACACUAGCAGCUAUUGCAUUGCCUGUAAGUUUCAAUGUGAAUGUCGUCUCGUGUCAGUGCGGCUACACAUUUUAGUGUAUAAAAAACUUAAAAGAAGACUUUUAGGAGAUGCUUUGGGGGAAAAAAAGCAAGUUCGAAUGGCCAGUUCGAAUAUUUGAGUCACAUUUAAGGUCAGUAGAUACCGGCUUUUUUAGCCUGGAAUGGAAUCUGCUUCACUGUAACCAAUUUCACAUUUUCUUAGGAAGGUCUGCUUGCUUUUGUUUGGACCCUGGUACUCAUACCAAUAGUGACUGAAAUCCCAAAUCAAACGUGUUCUUCAUGAUAAGAUAACAAUUUGGUUAUAAUGCCUGUCAUCUUCCGUCCACUCUGCUAUAUGACUUGGUUGGUUACCAAACCGUACCAAAAGUUAUGGAAGCAGUUAUAGAAGUCUCUUAGGUUGUCCAGAUGUUGAAUGGUGUUGUAAUGAGUCACUUCAUAUAGAUUAUGCUACAGUAAAUUGUCCCUCUGUAUUACAGGACAAAUUUACCAUGCCAGUAAUGUGACAAGAUCUAUACAGUACAAUCCGGAAACUAAACAAGACUCAGGACUGUUUCUGUGAUUGUAUUACAUGAUCUUUCUGAGAGUGAGUUUGGGAGAAGUCAGUUCUAGGUAACAGAAUAAAAGUAAUUCUUAGAAAGCAGUCAUGAUAAGUAAGGCUUUGGAUUCAGUGUCAAACGAUACUUCUCUGUAGGAAAGUGUCAAGGAGUGUAUGUGUGUGUGUUUUUGUUUGUAUAAAAACAAAUUGGGGAACUUAUUAUUCCUGAUGUGUAUAGACAUUUAUUUUUCCUUCUUUGUAAAUACCUGCUACUAAACAAAAUGAUGCUUUAUUUUUAGACUGAGUCACCUCUUUGCUAUGGGGGAUCUGGGAUUCACAGUAGUUUGUUUACUGAGGUACUUGGCAGUACCGUAAUCAGACAGUCUGCACGGACCUAAUGUCUGAAAAUAUCAGAACAGGAUCAAAGACCUCUCAAUCAUUCUGAACUUGUUUGUUCAUGUUUUUUUAAAUAUGUGAAUACGAUACAGGGUAAUAAAGAAACCUUCCAGUUUAAAGCUGCACAGCUUUUCUGCAUCUGAAGCAGUGUAUGGAAAUAAAUCCUACAGUACUGUACAUGUGCUGUUUUUUGCUAAUUUUGUUGAGUGAAGUUACUCUAUAGUGUCUGGCAAAUGUCAGCCAGGAGUUUUGCUAGCCAUUAUAUGUACAGUAAAUGGAUUCACUUGGAGCUCAGGGUCACAAUGCAGGCCAUUGGCUCUCCUGUGUUAUAUAAAAUGGAGGCAUAUGUUUCGUUAGCACAAAUAAAGCAAAACAAUCAGCUAUGUAUUUUAGAGAAGAAUACAUGAAAAAAAUUAAGCUUCAACAAGUAAUUCAGUAAUGUUUUUGGUUGAAAUUUGUCUAGAUUGGAUAAUUGGAUGUAUGUGUUGUAGCACCACCUCCGACUGUGAUCCUGACUCACUGAUGCUUGAUCCGAGUGUACAAACUGUUCUUGUUGGAUUAGAAGAGAUGUUGUGAGAAGGUAGAUAAUUGCUUGUCAAAUGACUAGUGAGCAACGCAAGUGUCAGGUGAGUCAGGGCUGUUGCUGUUGGGAUACACAGUGUAAACGGACUUCUGAGGAACCAGUGUUAGCCAGUAAAUUUAGUGUUGGGACUCCUCAAACUCUGGCAGUGUCCAGGAGCCAGUGUUAGCUGGGAAUUCAGUGUGGUUCUCUGCAGACCCCCAUGCUGUAGCCUAAUGCAGGAUAUGUCAGCUGAUGCCAGACUGUAAAGAGUUUUCAGAUUACACGUAUUUAACGUUCUUAUCUUAAUUUUAUUUCAAAAUUAAGUCACCAUAGAAAAUAGAAUAAAACUGUAACCAGUACAUUUAACACUAUGCAUGAAUGACUAGGGAGAGUAGCAACAAAAUUAAAUUCUCAGUCCAAAAAAAACACAUUGUAUGAGACAUACUAGUGCAAUAACAAAUUGUAAGGCAUACAAGCUUUAAAUAUUAAAUUUUAACUGUGGUUCAUAAAAGAUUGUCACCAUUGCUCUGUAUCUGUUUGAGACACUGUUAGAUCCUGGUUUCAAUUCUAAGCUGAGGUGCUUUCUGUGUGGAGUUCUUCUCUCCACAGGGGAUUGUUCCAGGCACUGUGGUUACUUCCUGCCUUUCAAAAACAUGCCGACUCAAGUCAGUUGUCUUGCUCGGUGUCUGUAAAUUGUCCCUGCAAUGCACUGGUUUCCCUUCCCAGCUGUAGUACAAACAUAUGCCUUAUGCUUUCAGGAGAAGCUCCAUGUUACUGCCCAAUAAGUAGAAUUCCUGAAACUGCUUGUUCUUUCUAGGAAGAAGCAGCUUUCUCCUCAUUAAUAGAUAGAUGCUCCUUAGCUUUUCUGGCUUCAUGUCCUACCUUUCAGGGUUGUCAAAAAUGAAAAAGUAUCUGAUCGUCAGGUUUUUAAAGAGGUGGUACACAGAUAUCAGAGAAAUGUGGAAAGGGGGCAGAUUGACACCGUAAAUAUGUGGUCAUUGUGGAAUUUUAUAUAUAUAUUUUAAAUAAAUGCUUUACAAAAGCUUUCAUGGUGUGCUUUGCCACACUAGAAUGUUAAAAUACCAUGAUUUACCAAAAGGAAUAUUUAUAAAGGUCGAUAUAUCAUGGUAUUUUCAAAGGCUGGCAUAUAAUAUUAGAGUGAAAGUAUGGUAAAACCACAGUGAAGGGAGGGUUAAGUGUGAAACGGAAAAAUAAAAAUGUAGAAGAAGUUAUCUAGCCGAUAAUUUUGCUUCAAUAAAUUGUGCAAAUCUUUUUUUUUUACUAAGAUGUGGUCUCCGUAUAAACACAAUAUUUUUGUGAGUAAUUGCCUUUCGUAUGUUGAACGUUUUAAAGUGAUAAUCAUCCUUUGGCUGGCCGCUGCACUGUGCUUAAAUGUUGGUACUAAGUUAAGUGUAUUUAAAAAAAUAUCCAAGGAGACAAACAUACAGGCAUGUCUGUUCAGUCUGUAGGUUUUUAGAAGCAGAAUGGCUAUUGGGUCACUGCAGGCUUUAGUUUUGCUGCACUAGUCAUUAUGAAACUUGAAAGAGCUUGAAAGAAAAACAGCAUCAAUGAAGAAAUAUAAGACAUACAGUAUCUGUUGUAAUAUUGGUGUUUUAUAGGAUAGCUUGUCAGAAGCUGAGCUUUAGCUGUGCCUUGAAUGUUUUAAUGAGCUUUUCAGACAAUAAGAGAAGGACAGGGGAGGGUGUUGGAUUUGGUUUUGUGUGAAUAAGUGUAUUUAAUAUAUGUAAAAAAUCUUAAUUGGUACUCAUUAUCAUUUUUUACUGAUUAAGUACAAAGAGUAGACAUUUACCAGUGACAUCUCAGACUUCCCUGCAGAAUGAGGUCAUUCAUCAGUAAUGGUGAUAUUAUUCCGUUUUAGAAAUGUAAGUCAGUUCUUGAAUUCUGUAUAUAAUCACUUAAAGAGUCACUUAACUUGAAAUGUGAUGCAAGAAUGUAAGUGUGUAUGUUUCUAUGUGCAGGUGCUUCAAAUAUAAAGUAUAUUGUUGAUACAGUAUAUACAGUAUAAGGUACAAUAUGAUUCAUGUACACUUAUUGGUCAAUAAAAUAAGAACCUCCAAUGUGUGAUUUGCUGGAGGAGAAGAAGAGGGUCAUCUUUUCCUGGUCAGAGCAAUGCUCAGGUAUCAGCCCUUUUGAAAAUUUAAUUAUGCUCAACUGAACUUCAAUUGACAGUGAUUGUUAUAGAAUGGGAUGAGAUUGAGCCACAUGUGCUGUAUUUCAUAGCUUUGAGACACAAAUGCCUUAUACAGUUUUAAGGUGGUUUUGUUCAUCAUUUACCCACCCCAGUACAUUCACUGAGGAUUCUUAAGAUUUUGGCCAUUGAGUUUAUCUUGCAGAUGCUGAACAUGUUUUAAGAUAGGGAGGUUAUUAAUAAAGAGCAAAAUAACUCUAAACAUUGCUGAUAAGAUAACAUUGCUCAGAAAUAUUUUAUCCAUUGCAGGGAAAAAACAGUGGAAUUUAGAGUACAGCAUAAGGAGGAAGAAUAUUUUUUUUAUUGUUUUGACCCACUAACUUAGUGGGAAGUUAUAAUAUUUAGGCAUCUUAUCCUAAAUUGCUGCUAGGAAAUUUAGAAGAAUCUUUAUCCUGCUAUGUUGAAUACAUGAUCGUGUCAUACCCAAGUGCAAGUAUUCACUUGUCCAAAUAUGUCUACAAAUUUAAUCUUAUCAUGCACUUAUCAUGAUCAUCACUUUUAAAGCUCUCUGUAGUCACUUAUUGCCAAGGGUGCUAUACCAAAUGAAAAUCAAAUACACAUAUAGCAUUGUAAUAAUAUACACAUAGUAUCAGGGAUUUUAUGAUGCAAUAUACAGUACAGACAGAUUUGUACCAGUUGUACUUUUUGCUGAACACAUUGAACAUCUGCCUCAAAUACCUGAAAAUGUUCAAAAGCUGCCAAAGUGUAUUACAGUUUCUUAACAAUUGCACACUGUACUAAAUCUCUGGGUACAUAUGGUAUGCUUUAAACAGCACAGUUGAGUUAUUUGGCAGAGCCUGUCCAGGGAAGGGAUCAUGGGGGACUGUAUGGCCUGUAUGUACAGUAUGUCUCAAGACAGGAAGCAGUUACUUAUUUCAUAUAAUAUCAUUCAGUCUCUGCAAAGUCUGAUGAGAGGCAGAAAAGAUAAAAAUAUUUUUUCCUGGCACUUGAUGGCAAGCUUUCCAGGUUUCUGGAUAAGGGAUGUGCAUUUUCAUCUGGGACAGGAACAUCUUUCAGAUUGAAGGGCUACAGUUGAGUUGCCUCCUCUUUCUUGUCGGAGUGAAUUGUGAGUCCCAGCAUAGUAACAUCAGCUGAGAAACAAAUUUCAUUGGAUGAAUGCAGGCACUUGAGACAGAAAAACUGAAGAACAGAUUUGAAUUAAAUCAGGAUUGCGAGUAGAAAUAUCUUGUGACAUCUUAAAAGUAUCCUAGAAAGUACUUGUUAUGCUUGUGAAAGUUCUACAUGUGUCUUGCUGAUUCCUUAAUAAAUAUAUUGUCUGAAGACGUGUAAUAGUGCUACAUGUAUCCAGAUUCCCUGUCAGAAGUUAUAUAUUCUGCCUAAUAUCAUUUUAAGUUAUUAAAAAUCUACAGGUCCUGAAUGUUUUACUAAAUGACCAGAAUUAAGCCACAUUUUGUGAAAAGGUUUACAAUGUAUGAACAUGUAAAAUGUAUAGACCCUUUAAUUCUCCUUUAUCACAAUGAAUUAUUCCUAUAUAAUGAAAUGGCCAUGUAACAGCAAUGUAAACUGCAGAAACUCUGAAUGUUUAAAAUGUGUUCCCAUAGACUAAACCAGAUGUAUACCCUCCAAAUUUUAUAUAUUGAGCUACAUAAGGAUACUGUAUGUACUGUAAUGGAGAAAAUGAGACCAUGGUUAAGUACAAACCCCACAAGAAAUAAGUGAUUCAAUUAAUUCUUUCUCGCCUAUUAAAUUGAUUUUACAGUGCUUUAGAGAAUAAAUCUAGUAGAUAUUUAUCUUAGUACAUUGAUUAUCAGUUUUCAAAGCUGAUGUUUUUUUUUAGUGUGAAAGGUAUAAGGGGAGGAAUGUGUGGCUCACAGUGAUGGGUUUCAGGUCAUUAACUUUUCUGUUUGCUUACAGCAGGGAUUUCAUAUCUCAAAAUUCCUGAAGAGCCUAGUGUCUUCUGUUUUUUUUCUUACUUGAGAAGUCAAACACUAAUUUUCUUUGUUGGACAUACUGUAUAUAGGUUUUCUCUUACGGCUUUUUACAGUGUAUUAUUCAAACUUUCAAUUCAUCAAACGUGUGUGUAAAACACCUCAGAAUACAGUUGUACACUAACUGAUUAGACCAGCUAUGUAAAUUAGCUUUGGUUACGUAAAUUAGCUUCAGAAACAAGAAGACACUAAUCCCAUCAGGAGUUGAGUUUGAGACUCUUGAAUGGCAGGGUUAGAUGAAAAUUUCAUUUUAAGCCUGAGCUGUAUUGCACUUAAUUUCAUAAUUCAAAUGCAGGUCCAUUUUUCUGAAUCGUAUACUUACAUCAGUAAUCAUUUGCCCACCAAGGGAUACGCAAACCAAAAAUAUCUUGUACAGUACAGUUCAAUGUUAUUUAUGUUACAGUGGUUUUCAGCCUGUGCAUAUUGUGUGUUCUGGACCAUUUCGAAUGUCGUAAUGCUACUUUGUGUAAAUAUAAGUUGAUGUCAAAGUGUAUUUCUUAAAAUGCAUUGUAAAAUACAGCAGAGCUAUUCUCUUAUUUGCAUAUGUAAAUAAACGGUGCUUUUGAACAAG